AUGGCACCGCUAUUCACCCCCGAAGAUAAGAAAAUAUCGGUCGCAUUCGUAUGCUUAGGUAACAUUUGCCGUUCACCAAUGGCAGAAGCCAUUUUCAAACAUAGAGUUCAGGAGUUGGGAUACGCACCAUAUUUCAAAAACAUUGAAUCGUUCGGUACUUCAGGAUGGCAUAUAGGUGAGCUGCCCGACUCACGAUCGGCUAAAACUUGCAGAAAACAUGGUGUACCUGUCCAACACCUGGCACAACAAAUCAGUGCCAAAGAUUUUGACAGGUUUGAUUAUGUUAUAGGUAUGGAUGAAAGUAACCUCUCCGACUUGAGGUACCUAAAGCCAAGAGGAAGCAAAACUGUGGUUGAUUUGUUUGGAAGAUGGAGAACUAACAUGGAAUUCGAUAAAAUCGUGGGUGAUCCAUACUACGGAGGUAUUGACGGAUUUGAAUACAAUUUUAACCAAAUUAGUCAUUUCACUGACGAGUUUUUAAAACAAGAAAUUGGAACUUUGGAUUAG
Molecule: messenger RNA, 507 nt
Organism: Lodderomyces margitis
Lineage: Eukaryota; Fungi; Ascomycota; Pichiomycetes; Serinales; Debaryomycetaceae
Gene: LTP1
Product: tyrosine protein phosphatase
Exons: 2
Coding region: 1-507 (168 amino acids)
Biological process (GO): protein dephosphorylation
Molecular function (GO): protein tyrosine phosphatase activity
Source: RefSeq, a predicted model, not a curated record